AUGGACAAAGACACUGAUGAUAGCGAUGACGAGAUGGAGGAUGCAGACGUCAGUUCGGAAGACGCUCCGGUUGACGACAACGACGCUUCUUCCGAGGCAAUACUCGACCUCUCGGAGGAGAGAGACGUGGCAGCAGCUUGCAGCGAUGCGGACGCCGAAGAAGCAGAUUCUUCAGCUGAGGACACUGAUGAGGCAACUGCGACGGCAGAAGAAGAGGCGCUUGCUAAUGACGUUGCUGCCGCAUCAGUGCUCGAUGAUGUAGUGACAGAACCUGGUGCGGUCUGUAAAGCUGGUACCACUGUCGACGAAAGCGUUGAUGAAGUUUCAGAGCUGCUGCUUGAAGUAUCCGUAGUUCGCCCAGAACUCGUACUGCUGUCAGAAGGAGCACCUUCCGCACUCACGGACGAAGACGGCCCAGUCUCUGAAGUCAAGCUCGUCUCUGCCGUUGUUGAAGGAUCUUGCGUUGUCAAUAUCUCGUUUGUAGGAGUGUUCGUAGCAGCUGUAUCUGAAGAGGCUGCCAGUGUAGGCGUUGCAAAGGUCGUUGAGUCUGCAACAAUGGUGGUACUCGGCGAGGUGGUCUCGAUCGUCGAUGUCCCUUCCGUGCUCGUACUCACGCUUGUUAAAUUAUUGGCAGUGCUGCUCGGAGACAUGCUGCUGGAAGAUGUGCUUGUUACUAAUAGAGAAGAGCUUUCAGUAUAUGAGUCCAAUGAAGAUGGUGCAGAAGUAUCAGAUGCAGAUGUGACGGAAACAGUCGUGGAUUUUGGAGGAGUGGUGUCCGCGGGAGCGGCUGUUAAGCUCGUAGACGUUAAAGAUGAUGCAGCCCGCGUAGCAGAGGUUGUCGUUGCACCUGUAAUGACGAGAGACUUCGUGGUUGACGAACCUGAGGUUGAGGGCGUAACAGGCACCUCGGCCGCUGUCGUGGUUAUGACGGACGAUGAUGAUGUAUCAGGCGUGCCAGACGCUGUCAACGAACUUGUUGCUGAGCUGCCUGUAGAAGGCCCACUGUCUGUACUUUGCAGUACUGACGACGUCUCUGUGGUGACAGAAGGACUUCCAGUGGUGGGUGUAAGCGUCGAGGAUGCUGUCGUCUGUAGCGCUGAAGUUUCCGUUCCCAUAGACGUUGCAGACGUGGCAGGUGGUGUUGCAGUGUCAAUCCGAGUAGAAGGAGACACUGCGCUUGGGGUGGUUGAGACAAACAAACUUGUUGUCACCAGCGUCUUCGUUGACGUCGUAUCUGAAACAGAUGGUCUUGAAGAAUCAACCGUACCUGUAGCUGUAAGAAGCCCUCGUGAUGCAGAAGUGAUGGACGUCACGCCUUCAGUACUGGAAAGUACAGAGCUCACUGUAGGAGAUGCAGUUGCUUCAGACACGGCUGACGUCGUUUGCUCCUGUAAACUUUCGUGCGACGUCGCUGUAGAACCUGCCUCGGUAUCGGUAUCGGAAGAAGACACAGCCGGCACGGUUGUAUCCAGUGUAGACGAUUGUGAGAUGCUCUCCGAAUGUGUAGCUGCAGUAUUCAAAGCAGCAGUCGUAGAAACUGAGUGA
Saitoella complicata NRRL Y-17804 is the source of this 1545-nucleotide messenger RNA. RefSeq lists its product as uncharacterized. The record is from RefSeq and is a predicted model, not a curated record. Bases 1 to 1545 code for a protein of 514 amino acids. The transcript has 3 exons. Lineage: Eukaryota; Fungi; Ascomycota; Saitoellomycetes; Saitoellales; Saitoellaceae.